UUAUUCAUUUGCAAUACAUAUGAGCAAAUGACACUAAUCUACGUACUAUAAAAAUGUCAAAAAAAAAAAACAAUAAAACCUACCUAAGAGACAAUAAGUAGUUUGUCUCGGUCCUUUUUUCUUCUGAAAGAGAUCAUCAGGUUAUAACCCGACUCUCACUCUUACAAAUGUGUACUCAACUUUCUUUUGUAAGAAACAGAUGAGAAAUUAUACUCCCACAUUUUCACAUUUACCAUUUGUUACAUAACAUUUUCGCUCUAUUUUGUUGGUGAUAUUUACACUUUUUCUUAUUCUUUGUAUCCAAUCUAACUUGUGCAAGUAAAAAAAACGUAGAAAGUAAGCGACUAUAUUUCUUACGAGCGUAUAUUUUCCUUAUCCAUCCACCUUCCGACUCCCCUGUCCCCACAACCUCUCCCAAGUGGCCAAGUUCCAAGAGGCGGUCCACAAAGUCAGAGACGAAAAUGACUUAGAUGGGGUAUAAUCAUUAAUCAUAAAAUAAAUAAUGGUAUAUGCUCCAGACUCCAAUAAACUAUUCUUCUUCUUCUACUUGCCAAUCCAUGCCCAUCAUAAUUAAAAUGAAGAACGAAUGAAUGCAUAAAAUAUCAUUCACUCAUUCACUCAUACUCCUUGAACAAGUCAAAGUUGUCAUUCGCAUAAACUGGCUGCCCCAUCCAAAGUCAAUUGUCAACACUUUGAAUAUUUUACUAUAUGAUUCAUGUCUUCUUCUCUUUCAUUUUUCUUAUAUAAACCAACCCAUUUCCACUCAUCACUCAUCACACAUCACACACACACUCAGAAACACUCAACAACUAAAAAUGUCUUCCCUCCCACCAAUGCUCGCCACACUCGUGGUGGUUGCUUGUUUGUCAAGUGCCCUAGUCGCGGCUCAAAACUGUGGCUGUGCACCUGGUUUUUGCUGUAGUAAAUAUGGUUACUGUGGCACAUCAGACGCCUACUGUGGCAAAGACUGCAGACAAGGCCCUUGUACUUCUGGUUCAACUCCCUCUACUCCCACCCCAACUCCAAGCGGUGGUGGUGGUUCGGUCUCGAGUUUAGUGACCGACUCCUUCUUUAAUGGGAUCGUUAACCAAGCAGGCUCAGGCUGUGCUGGUAAGAACUUCUACACCAGGUCUGCUUUCCUGAGUGCUCUCAAUAGCUAUCCUCAGUUCGGCACUGUAGGAUCCUCUGACGAUAGGAAGCGUGAAGUUGCUGCCAUGUUUGCUCAUUACACCCAUGAAACUGGACAUUUUUGCUAUAAAGAGGAGAUUGCGAAAUCAACCUACUGUCAAUCCAGUGCACAAUUCCCCUGUAAUCCAAGCAAGCAAUACUACGGCAGAGGACCAAUUCAAAUAUCAUGGAACUACAACUACAUACCUGCAGGUAGAAGCAUUGGAUUUGACGGUUUGAAUUCACCAGAAACUGUUGCAAACGACGCUGUUGUUGCCUUCAAGACAGGAUUCUGGUUUUGGAUGAACAAUGUUCAUUCUAAGAUCACCUCUGGUCAAGGGUUUGGGUCAACCAUUCGAGCUAUCAAUGGAAUGGAAUGUGGUGGAGGAAACACAGCUGCUGUCAAUGCUCGUGUUAGUUACUAUACUCAGUAUUGUCAGCAGAUUGGUGUUUCACCUGGAAAUAACCUUUCUUGCUAAGCUAGUUUACACCUCAACCUCUAAUGGCUACAUUUCUAUCUAGUGUAUCUUUGUUACGAAAACAAAGGGAAUAAUUUGAACUCUUUAAAAGGGGUUUGUGUUUGUGUUGCAGACUUGCAGUCGGCCUCGGCCCUGCCUUAUAUUACUCUCAACUUAGUAAUAAUUAUCUAGUUUCUGUUUUUAGCAUGUUUCAA
Spinacia oleracea (spinach) is the source of this 1840-nucleotide messenger RNA. Its product is annotated as endochitinase PR4-like. The record is from RefSeq and is a predicted model, not a curated record. Lineage: Eukaryota; Viridiplantae; Streptophyta; Magnoliopsida; Caryophyllales; Amaranthaceae. Gene Ontology annotation, molecular function: chitinase activity; chitin binding. Gene Ontology annotation, biological process: chitin catabolic process; cell wall macromolecule catabolic process. The transcript is spliced from 2 exons. Bases 591 to 1646 code for a protein of 351 amino acids.